Molecule: messenger RNA, 834 nt
Organism: Pelobates cultripes (western spadefoot toad)
Lineage: Eukaryota; Metazoa; Chordata; Amphibia; Anura; Pelobatidae
Source: the annotation of a GenBank genome assembly
AUUCUACUGACCGUGGUAGUGGCCAUGGUAGCCAAGAUGGCGGCCGCAGAGACUCAGGCGAAAUCCACGCCCUCUAGCCCAGCACCAUCUGAGGGCUCCUGCAGAUCACAAGAAAUCUUGCAAGACCUUGAAAUAAGGGAGCUUACGGAGCUUACCUUCAAAGGCGUAUCUAGAAGUACAACAAGUAAGUCUGAGUAUCGGACUUGGAGGAGAGAGAUUUUGUUCAGUCUCAAAUGACAAACAACUCCCCCACCAUUGAGACCCAUACUAAGAUCCUAUCAUUAAUCCAACGACAAGUAGACGAUUUAGACAAUAGGAGUCGCAGGAAUAAUUUGAGGAUCCAGGGGUCUUCCAGAAAUACAAGGAGAAGAUGUUAUGUCCACCCUCACAGAACUCUUUAACCUCAUACUGGAAGAAGCAACCGAUAAUCAGAUAAUAAUGGACAGAGCACACAAAUCUCUGCGUCCAAGAGGAGCACUAUCAGAGGCCCCACGGGACAUGAUAUGUAAACUGCACUACUUUUCCUUUAAGGAUAAUAUAUUUAAGAGCUCUACGAGAGACUUCUCAGCCACUUUUAUUUUACAACAACCCGAUACAGACUUUCCCAGACCUAUCCUGCAUACACUUCAGGCAAGAUGGGCUCUGAAACCUAUUACAGAGCACCUACGCAACUGCAAUAUAAAAUAUAGAUGGGGGUUCCAGUUGGCCCUGAAUGUUACCCACAAAAGCACUGUCUAUUCAAUCGCAACGCAUCUGGACAUAAAGCUUUUCCUUAGGGCCCCGGAAUUGCCCAAUACACAAAUUACGGACUGGUACAUCCCACAGCCCAAUUAA